Molecule: messenger RNA, 615 nt
Organism: Microsporum canis CBS 113480
Lineage: Eukaryota; Fungi; Ascomycota; Eurotiomycetes; Onygenales; Arthrodermataceae
Product: dynactin subunit 5
Exons: 2
Coding region: 1-615 (204 amino acids)
Source: RefSeq, a predicted model, not a curated record
AUGGCUCCCAAAGCCAUCAAAGGGGAAUAUAUUGAGACGGAUACGGGGAACAAAGUGUCUCGUCGGAAUCAGGUCCACGGAACCCAACAUAUCAUUCUGGGCGGGAAGACGGUCAUCCAGGCGGACGUCUGUAUACGCGGUGACCUGUACCGCCAGCAAUCUUCAGCAGCGGCAGCAGCAGCUACAGGAGGGUCAGCUGGGUCGAAAGCCGCCCCCAACACUCCUUCAAUAGCGGUAACUAUCGGUCGGUACACCUAUCUGUCCCGGUCAUGUCUUCUGCGGCCUCCGUCCCGACUCCACCGCGGCGUCCAUUCAUACUAUCCGCUCAAGAUGGGUGACCAUGUGUUCGUUGGGGAGAAUUCGGUCGUCGAAGCAGCAACGGUGGGGAACCACGUCCAUAUUGGACGAGAUGUCGUUGUGGGAUCGAUGGCCAUCUUGAAGGACUAUGUGGUGGUGCUGGACGGAGCGGUUGUUCCCGCGGGCAUGGUCGUACCCAGCUGGUCUGUCGUCGGCGGUGCGCCGGCCAGAGUAGUUGGUGAGGUCGGUGAAGGUUAUGGCGUCGAAGGGGCGGAGGGUGGAAUGGCGAGAGAGAGAUACAGACUCGUUGGGAGGUGA